AUGCCAGAGCCUGUCAAUGGCGAGACAGCCAAGCCGCGCAAGGCUCCUCGGAAAAGCAAGAGGAGAGGAAACCAACUGCAGAAGCCAUGGCUUUACGACCUGGUCCUUUGGACUAUGUCAGUCUUGAUUGACUUGUUCUUCCGCGAAGUGCAUCCCCGUGGAGCUUGGAAAAUCCCUCGAACGGGUCCCGUCAUCCUCGUUGCAGCACCACAUGCCAAUCAGUUCGUAGACUCUUUGAUUCUCAUGAGACUACUCAAGUCCGAGGCCAAAAGGAGGAUAUCAUAUUUAAUAGCUGAGAAGUCAACCUCGCGCAAGUUCAUUGGAACUCUUUCAAAAGGGAUUGGGGCAAUACCGGUAGGACGAGCUCUUGACAAGGUGAAGCCUGCCGAGGGCAAAGUCUAUCUUCCAGAUCCAGAACAUGAUCCGACCCUGAUCCGUGGCGUUGGAACGGACUUCAAGAAUGGCUCAUUUGAAGUCGGUGGUCUCGUAGUCCUGCCCAAGGUCAACGGGCAAGCACCCAGCACCGAGAUUGCCGAGAUCAUAUCCUCCACAGAAAUCAGACUCAAGAAACCUUUCAAGACGCCGGAAGCCUUGGAGUUUCUGACAAAGGGCGAGGCUACAGAAGACGACGGAGAUGGAUCUCGUGGCACUUCCUUCAAAGUGGCACCAUUUGUCGACCAAACCAAGGUCUACAACGCCGUAUUUGAAGAACUGGAUGCAGGCGGAUGUAUUGGAAUCUUCCCAGAAGGCGGUAGUCACGAUAGACCAGACCUCCUUCCUUUGAAAGCGGGUGUUGCCAUUAUGGCCCUCGGAGCCGAAGCCAAUCAUCCUGGGUGCGGUGUCAAGAUCAUUCCCAUCGGCAUGAAUUACUUCCACGCUCACAAAUUUCGGUCGAGGGCGGUGAUCGAGUUCGGUCACCCCAUCGAGGUCCACCCUGAUCAAGUUGAAGCAUACAAAGCCGGCGACCGCAGAAACGCUGUCGGCUCACUCCUCGAAACGGUAUAUCAGGGUCUUUUGUCCGUGACACAAAGCUGCCCGGACUACGAAACCCUGAUGCUAGUGCAAGCGGCCAGAAGGUUGUACAACCCAUGGGGGAAGAAAUUGCCCUUACCCUUGGUGGUCGAACUCAACCGACGUUUCGUCAAAGGCUACACCCGGUACAAGGAUGAUCCACGAGUGGUCGCUCUCAAAAAGGACGUCCUGGAUUACAACCGUCAGCUCCGUGCACUAGGUCUUCGCGACCAUCAAUUGGAAUGGGGCAACCCUGCGAAACGACCUUGGUGGCUGAUCUUCGGCACUUUGAUAUACCGUCUUGGAGAACUGCUGGUGUUAGGCAUUGGCACACUUCCCGGUCUAGCCAUGUUCUGGCCCGUCUUUGUCACCACCAAAGUGAUCUCUGUCAAAAAGUCGCGCGAAGCACUUGCAGCCUCGACGGUGAAAUUGCAAGGUCGAGAUGUCAUUACCACGUGGAAGCUGCUUGUCGCCAUGGCCUUUGCACCUGCACUCUACAUCUACUACACCGUUAUUGUGACAAUGUGGCUGGUCUACAACCGACGUGGGGGAUACUACACAGACAGGGUUCCGUGGUGGAUGGUCGCUCGCACAUAUGUCCCUGACUUCGUGCCUACGUGGCUCUUUGCCAUUUGCUUCCUCAUUUUGUGUAUCAGUAUUACGUUUGCGGCACUGCGAAUUGGUGAAAUCGGCAUGGACGUUGUCAAAUCACUUCGACCACUUCUCAUUGCUCUCAAUCCACAAUCGUCAACUCGGAUUGCAAGGCUUCGAAAAACCCGGGAGAAGUUGUCCAUCAAAGUGACAGACCUCAUCAAUACUCUGGGACCGGAGGUGUUCCCCGACUUUGAUGCAGAGAGAAUUGUUGCCGAUCCAUUCAGAGAAGGUGCUUAUCAAUCAAGAUAUAAGCAAAUGCCGGAAGAACCUGCGAUGGUCGACACUGCUGAGCCUACCACGCCAACAUCUGGCGCGUUCGAAGCAGCACCUGAAUCGCCAGGCUCAAGAACUUUCAGCUCAUUGUUGCCAUCCAACGAGUCAUUUGGUAACAUUGGUGGAUUCGGAUUCUUUGCAUCUCGGCCUACCACCCCGAAAAGCCGUAGCAGGAGCAGUUCGGUGGGUGGGGCGCUCACUUGGGGCAACAUGAAACCUCUCAGCGCCGUGAACAAUAAGGAGAGCUUCGACGAGGUCAGUAAGAGGAUCCGCGGGGCAAUGCGUGAAAGAGGACGCAAACGGGAAAGUGAAGGAGCCGACACAGGGACGGAAAGCAGCUGGGAUAUGGCAUCGGAUGGCCCAGCUACCGAUGACGAGGAGCUCAAGAAAAAAAGAUAG
This is a messenger RNA of Exophiala viscosa, 2337 nucleotides long. Its product is annotated as glycerol-3-phosphate acyltransferase Sct1. The record is from RefSeq and is a predicted model, not a curated record. NCBI's taxonomy places the organism in Eukaryota, Fungi, Ascomycota, Eurotiomycetes, Chaetothyriales, Herpotrichiellaceae. The transcript is spliced from 2 exons. Gene Ontology annotation, molecular function: glycerone-phosphate O-acyltransferase activity; glycerol-3-phosphate O-acyltransferase activity. The coding region runs from base 1 to 2337 and encodes 778 amino acids. Gene Ontology annotation, biological process: phospholipid biosynthetic process.